Aspergillus campestris IBT 28561 is the source of this 967-nucleotide messenger RNA. RefSeq lists its product as uncharacterized. The record is from RefSeq and is a predicted model, not a curated record. The coding region runs from base 280 to 735 and encodes 151 amino acids. Lineage: Eukaryota; Fungi; Ascomycota; Eurotiomycetes; Eurotiales; Aspergillaceae. The transcript is spliced from 2 exons.
GAUCAUGAGUGUUUCCUGGAGAGAGCUCGAACAAGGCCACUUAGGGAACGGGAGAGAAGAUACUGAGUCCGAAUGCUUCGUUUUUGCCGUUUUGGGCGAUCAGUACAAUGUCCGUGCUGCGCACCGGAUAAAGGUAUAAAGCAUCGUGAGAAUCACCAGGUAGAAUAGAUUCUCAUCCAGCAAUCAAGCAAGCAUCCAUUCCAACAAAGCAUUCCAGCAUCCAUCUAUUUAACUCAGUUCAAGUUCUUUCAAUCGACUCAAAAACCCACUACAAUCAAAAUGAAGUUCUCCACCACCGCCGCUCUCCUCGCUGCCACCAGCACCACCGUCCUGGCUGCCCCCAAGGCGCUGAUGCCCUUGCAGCUGAACAACCUGCACAUCCGACACAACAAGGGUAUCCACAAGACGAUGGUUGAUUUCGACCUGAUCGAUCUGAACAAGGGCACAUCCGGCUUCAAGUGCGAGGUCCAGCUUAUGGAGGACCACCCCUACAACGAGCAGGUCAACAAGCCGUGCGCCGACGCCCUCUACGAGUUCGGCUUCCCCGGCGGCGGCGUCAAGAACCCCCGCGACCUCACCCUCGGCGCCAGGAAGGUCGGCGAGGGGGCCUUCUACGGCCAGAUUGAAAUCAACGAGGGUGCCGAGUGGCAUUGCGUUGACGAUAGCAACCCCGGCGGCAAGUUCACCGAGUGCAACCUCACUGGUUACCUCAAGAUCCCCGUGAACCUGGAAUAGGCUAUUGCUUGCUUUCGGCCCGCCAGUUCCUUAUUUGGAAUUGCGCUUGAUACUCAAUUUCAGCGAUGUGUUGAUGUCUCUCCUUCAUCUUUCUAGCAGACCGUUGAUGUUGUUUGCCUUCGUUGUCGUUUCUCUUUCUUUUGAUUUGAUAAUUAUCUGUUGCUUGUUGCUCACAUGUACCUAAUAAGAGGCGGUCUUUGUGGCUGGCUAUAGAAAGUUUGAUCCAACUAUU